AUGAUUAGAACAGUUAAACCUAAGAACGCCAGAGCCAAGAGGGCUUUGGAGAAGAGAGAGUCGAAGUUAGUUGAGAAUACAAAGCAGGCCCUGUUUGUCCCUGGUCAGACCUCUAACAAGCUGUUGCACGAUGUCAUGGUUGAUCUUAGUGCAUUGAAGAAGCCAGAUAUUAAAAGGUUCAACAAGAAGAAUGAUAUACAUCCUUUUGAAGAUCCUGAGCCAUUGGAAUUUUUCAGUGAAAAGAACGAUGCCUCUUUACUUGUGCUAUCAACAAGUUCUAAGAAGCGUAAGAAUAACUUAACAUUUGUCCGUACUUUUGGUUAUAAGAUAUACGACAUGAUUGAGCUGUUGAUCGCUGAAAAUUACAAACUUUUGAACGAUUUCAGAAAGAGAACCUUUACCGUUGGUCUAAAGCCAAUGUUCAGUUUCCAAGGUUCUGCGUUUGAGACUCAUCCUGUCUACAAACAAAUUAAGUCUUUGUUCCUAGACUUCUUCAGAGGCCAGACUACUGAUCUCCAGGAUGUUGCUGGUUUGCAACAUGUCAUCUCUAUAAGUAUCCAAGGUGAUUUUCAAGAAGGUGAGCCAUUGCCCAACGUGCUAUUCAGAGUUUACAAAUUGAGAACGUACAAGAGUGAACAAGGUGGUAAGACUCUACCCCGUGUCGAGUUGGAUGAGGUUGGACCACGUCUAGAUUUUAAGAUUGGUAGGGUACGCACUCCAUCUCCAGAGAUGGAGAAAGAAGCUCACAAGCGUGCUAAGCAACUCGAUGUUAAGACUAAGAAGAAUGUUGAAAUUGACACAAUGGGUGACAAGCUGGGUAGAAUCCACAUGGGUAAGCAAGACUUGAACAAAUUGCAAACCAGAAAAAUGAAGGGUCUAAAGUCCAAGUUUGACCAAGUAGAUGACGAUGAAGAAGAUUACUUGAAUGACAGUGAAGAGGACUUGCAAGGUAGCAUGUCCGAACAUGAAGAUACUUUCGGCGAGGACUUUGUCACUGCUGAUGAGAUUGACGAGAAUCAACCAGCUAGUAAAAAACAAAGAAGAGCAUAA
Molecule: messenger RNA, 1050 nt
Organism: Nakaseomyces glabratus
Lineage: Eukaryota; Fungi; Ascomycota; Saccharomycetes; Saccharomycetales; Saccharomycetaceae
Gene: RPF2
Product: rRNA-binding ribosome biosynthesis protein RPF2
Biological process (GO): maturation of LSU-rRNA from tricistronic rRNA transcript (SSU-rRNA, 5.8S rRNA, LSU-rRNA); ribosomal large subunit assembly
Cellular component (GO): nucleolus
Molecular function (GO): rRNA binding
Source: RefSeq, a predicted model, not a curated record